Molecule: messenger RNA, 1277 nt
Organism: Carica papaya (papaya)
Lineage: Eukaryota; Viridiplantae; Streptophyta; Magnoliopsida; Brassicales; Caricaceae
Product: protein EXORDIUM-like 2
Source: RefSeq, a predicted model, not a curated record
GCAAAUCUUAGUACACGACAAAAAAAAAGUUAAGCUUAAAUUACCUAAAAGCCCUUCGCCAUGUCUUCUUUUUACAAUCUUGCAAUCCUCUAUCUUUUUGUGUCUGUGUUAAGUUCGUCUUCCAUGGCGGAACUGGUUCAAGAACAGCCCCUCGUGUUGAAGUACCACAACGGUGCUCUUCUCAAGGGUAAUAUCACCGUUAAUCUUAUCUGGUACGGGAAGUUUACUCCCAUCCAACGCUCCGUAAUCAUCGACUUCCUUCACUCCCUCAACUCCAAUCGUCCACCACUUCCCUCCACCUCCUCCUGGUGGAAAACUACAUUCAAGUACAAAGGAGGUCCAUGCAACCUCGUUCUCGGAAAACAAACUCUCCUAGAAAAUUACCCAUUUGGAAAAUCUCUGAAAAACCCUCAUCUACGGGGUCUAGCUGCAAAAUCCAACGGCGUUAACUCCAUCAACGUCAUUUUAACGGCGAAGGACGUCGCCGUUGAAGGGUUCUGUAUGAGCCGCUGCGGGACUCACGGCUCCAUCCCUUCGGGUCGCGGAUCGGCUCGGGGUGCAUAUAUCUGGGUGGGGAACUCGGAGACUCAGUGCCCCGGCCAAUGCGCUUGGCCCUUCCACCAACCCAUCUACGGCCCGCAGACUCCUCCUCUCAUCUCCCCCAACGGAGACGUCGGCGUUGACGGGAUGAUCAUUAAUCUCGGCACUGUUUUGGCUAACACCGUUACGAAUCCGUUUAAUAACGGGUAUUUCCAGGGCCCAUCCACCGCGCCGCUGGAGGCGGUGUCUGCUUGCACGGGAAAGUUUGGGUCGGGGGCGUAUCCGGGAUAUCCGGGUCGGGUUCUGGUGGAGAAGACGACGGGGGCGAGUUUCAAUGCUUACGGGGUUAACGGGAGGAAGUUUCUUCUCCCUGCGAUGUGGGACCCUGAGAGUUUCGCGUGUAAGCCGCUGGUGUGAUUGUUGAACAUGUGGCAGUGAGUGAGGAGGGAGUAUGUGUAUAUAGGUGGGUCGGGUACGGGUUGAGGAUUUUGGUUUUCUGGGUUGAUGUUUAUGUGUAAAUUCUGUUUUUCCUUUGAAAAAUAAUAAAUAAUAAAAAAUAUAUAUAAAGAAUCUAAAGGGAAUUGGUGUAAAGUGGGAUUAUAAUUUGUAGGGCAAUUUUGUUGUUUAGUGGGUAAUGAUUUUUAAGAACGAGAAUAAAGUUUGGUGUUGUGAUGAUGCCGGAGCUGUGGGUCCUCCCACACCCAUUAUGGCAAUAUGGGGAUCAUCUCAUUUUUUAA